Myripristis murdjan (pinecone soldierfish) is the source of this 3573-nucleotide messenger RNA. RefSeq names its product semaphorin-4A-like. The record is from RefSeq and is a predicted model, not a curated record. NCBI's taxonomy places the organism in Eukaryota, Metazoa, Chordata, Actinopteri, Holocentriformes, Holocentridae. The coding region runs from base 66 to 2471 and encodes 801 amino acids. The transcript is spliced from 14 exons. Gene Ontology annotation, molecular function: semaphorin receptor binding; chemorepellent activity. Gene Ontology annotation, cellular component: plasma membrane. Gene Ontology annotation, biological process: negative chemotaxis; semaphorin-plexin signaling pathway; axon guidance.
UAUCUAUCUAUCUAUCUGUCUGUCUGUCUAUCAGUGUGUGUGUGUGUGUGUGUGUCCUGUUCACCAUGUGGCUGCUGGUCUUGCUGGUCCUGCUCGUUCCGCCGGGCUCCAGCUGUUGUCCUCUUCCUCCUCUUCCUCCUCGGUUCUCCUUCCUCCUCAACUCAACGGACAGGCCUCUGGUCCACUUCAGCCCUGCCGGCGUCCACAACACCACCACGCUGUUGCUAAGCGACGAUGGCUCCACCCUGUACGUGGGGGCGCGGGACGCCGUCCUCUCAUUGGACGUCAGCCAGCGUGAUGUCAUCAGCCUGAAGAGAAAGACGGACUGGAGCCCCGCCCCUUCUGAGACAGACGCGUGUAAGACCAAAGGCAAAGACGAGACGGUGGACUGUCCUAACUUUGUUCAGGUGUUGCUGUCUAUAAACUCCACCCACCUGUACGUCUGUGGCAGUUUUGCCUACAACCCCCACGAUGCCUACAUGGACGCUCAGAGUCUCUCCUUGGUCCGAACCGCCAGCAAACCGAACACGGAGGCUCGAGGCCGCUGCCCGUUCAGCCCGCUGCAGAGGAACACCGCCAUCACUGUGGACGGCGAGCUCUUCACCGGCACCACGUCGGACUUCAGGGGGCUCAAGCCCAUCAUCGCUCGCCACAUCAGCAAAGAUGGCCGCCCGGACGUCAGCCAGGACACGUCCAUCAGCCUGCUGGAGGAUCCAGAGUUCGUCAGCUCGUCCUUCGACCCGGCCGAGGGGAAGCUCUACUUUUUCUUCAGUGAAGUCGCGAAAGAGUACAGCUUCACGGAAGAGCUGCGAGUCGCCCGAGUCGCUCAAGUCUGCAAGGACGAUGUUGGAGGACAGAGGACGCUGCAGAAGCGAUGGACAUCCUUCGCCAAAGCUCCUCUGCUCUGCCAGCCGCCCAAACAGCCGCCCCUCACCCUCCUGCAGGACGUGUUCACCCUCCAGCCACCGGGGGGCACCGACACGCUGUUCUACGGCAUCUUCACGUCACAGUGGUUGAUGGAUUCGCGGUCGGCAGUGUGCGUCUAUAAGCUGCAGGACGUCCGGUCGGUGUUCGGCGGCAGCUACAGGACCUUCGACAUGCAGAUGCACCAGCUGAGUCCUCUGCAGGACAGACACUCCUACCUGGGGAAGUGCGGACUGGGAAAUGCAACAGAUGCAGUUUUGGCAGAGGUGAAGAGGAGUUUCCUGACCAGUGGCAGUGUGAAACCAGUGGGAGGUGUUCCAGUUUUCUCGACGGGUCAGCGCUACAGUCGCAUUGCCGCUAUGAGGACGAACACAACCGACGGCAAAGAGCACACUGUCCUGUUCCUCCUGACCGAGUCUGGUUUCCUCCACAAAGUGCUGCUGCUGGCUCAGGGCCCGCGGCUCCUCGAGGAGGUCCAGGUCUUCACCCAACCUCAGCUGCUCAAAACCAUCGUCCUGUCCGCCGCCAAGGGUGUGGUUUAUGUUGGGACGUCGGAGGGCGUGACGGCCGUGCCCGUCGCCAGCUGCCAGUCCCACCGCACCUGCAGCCGGUGCGUCAUGGCCGGAGACCCAUUCUGCGCCUGGGACCUGAACCGGAGGCUCUGCAGCAGCGUGACCCCCGGUGCCACCAACAUGGUCCAAGACGUGGAGAACAGCCAUAUCAGUCAAGAAUGUCUGGAACAAACCAAGGUCCAAAAUCUCUCAGUGGAAGUACAUUUGAAUGAGGUGGUAAGGCUUUCGUGUUCGAAACCUUCCAACCUGGCAACCCUGAAGUGGACCUUUCCUGGAGAGCGAGCCGAGCAGCUCUCGGUGCAGUCAGCCGACGGCGGCCUGAUGUUCCUGGCUGCGCCCGACACCCUGGGGACCUUCCGCUGCACGUCAAAGGAGGGCGGGCACGAAGAGGAUGUUGUUAUCUACACCGUCAGACAGAGGGCGCUGCCACGUUCACCAGCACUGCCUCCAACGGUCAAGCAGUACAACACCGACACCAGCGACCACAGGGAGACCGCCACCAAUCCUCCAGAGAUCACAGAAAAUGAGGAAUGGGUUCCGUUGACCAUGGAACCUUCCCGGAACUUGGAGGAAAACCCGCCUGAGAACCCCGGCCAUGUUAGCGAUGAUGGUGAGAACAAAGUCUCACCUACUCAGGGAGCAACGGAAUCCGAUUAUGGUUAUCGCAGUGAUGAUCCCACGACUGCUGGAGCAGAAACCAGUGGCUCAGACCAGCAGCUGGAAGAUGUUCCAGACAUCAAGUGUUUGAAAGAGAAGAGUUACUUCAGCGAGCUGCUGGUGGUCUCUCUCCUGCUGGCCGUCUGCGUCAGCCUGCUGAUGCUCACAGGGUUCUUCAGGUGGCGCCAGAGGAAGGCGGGUCUGAAAACGAGUCCUCUGGUCACCGCGGAGGAAGCCGGCGAGGCGCAGGACUCCCUGGAGAGCGUUCCCUCCCUGAGCCCGGACAGCUCCACUCCUGAGCUCAAAGUGGUGGAGUGACGUCGACGCCGCGUGAAAACCUCCAAACUCGAAUCCAGUGUUUUGUUACGUCUUCACCUCAACCGAGAGAUUGUAAGUGCUGCGUUCAAGAGCUCGUCUUAACGUCUUGCUUUUCAGUUUGCAAGUUGCAAAAAACAGUUUUGCACGUUCAAGCAGUUUGAUGGUUGUUUUAUUUCAAAAGUCAAGCAGCAGCAGCAGCAGCAGACAGACAGGAGAAAGUGCAUCAACUGCAUGCAUCAGGGAUACAGCUGAUCUAUAUUGUAAUGUGUCUGAAAGAAAAGUGCUAUAAGAUGAAAAAAAAAAAUCAUUCCAGUAGAACGAUGGCAAUGUCAGACCCUGUUGGACAACCUGGCGACGGCUGGUGGAUGCCGCGGCGUGUCGCAGCGCCUGAGGAGCCGGCGCCUGCAGGCCUUCCACCUGAAGCAGCGAGGAGACAGGAAGUGAUCCUCAGUCUUCUGUCAGGUUUCUAAAGCAGGGGUCACUUUUCAGAGGAAGUCAGUAGAAACCUUCAGGUCGCUCAUUUUACCUUUUAGACUGGACAAAGCUUCUGGAAUAAAUGCCAACACACUGUCGGUGUUUUUUCCAUCUCUUUGUUCCUCUGUUUGAUCUGUUUGUUUGUUUUUGUUCUAAUAAAAUGAAUGAAGCUCGUAGACGAGCUCUGCCAGCAGGCCUUCUGUCUCACUCCUGCCAAAAUGAAGAAGCAGCUGCAGUUUGGGUGUGUUCUCUUUUUAUUAUGUGAACUCAGGGGCUUUAAGUCAAUGCCAAGACCAGAUCCAGAUCCAGAUCCAGAUCCAGAUCGAGUCCACCUGUCCUAAAUUCACUUUUAUAAAUAUCUGGCCUUGAAAAGCAUGCUUCCAUCUGAACACAUGCAGUCUUCAACAGAUCUGAUUUCUUUUAGUCGAUGUGAGUGAAGUUCCUCUGCAUCAGAUCAACAUUUAAUAUUUCAGCCGUCGUCCGAACCACCGCCACCAGCUCGCCGCGCUGUGGCUCUCCACUUCAGAUGUGACACACCUUUUAUUGUAUUUUGUUAAAUUUUAGUUUAUAUUUCAUUUCAUUUUGUUUUAUUAUUUUUAUUUCAUUUUAUUGUAUUUUUAUUUUUAUU